Atta colombica is the source of this 1822-nucleotide messenger RNA. RefSeq names its product integrator complex subunit 12-like. Gene Ontology annotation, biological process: snRNA 3'-end processing. The transcript is spliced from 5 exons. Bases 261 to 1052 code for a protein of 263 amino acids. Gene Ontology annotation, cellular component: integrator complex. The record is from RefSeq and is a predicted model, not a curated record. NCBI's taxonomy places the organism in Eukaryota, Metazoa, Arthropoda, Insecta, Hymenoptera, Formicidae.
ACUUGUCAUUCGAAAAGCGAUAAUCUACAACGGGAUUUUCAGAGCACGAAACGGCACGGCAAUUGGAUAAUAAAAAAUGUCAAUAUUACUGUGUCUAGCUUUAUCGCGAAGAUUUUUGACUAGAUCAUCACUACAGAAUCUACGCGAGUGAAUUAAAGGACAAGCGUGCCGCACAUUUCCAUCCGUUCGACAAGAUAAAUCUCGAGCAAGCAACAUAAAUUGAUAUUGUGCUGAAAGCGAAGAACUGAGUUUCUGAAAAGAUGACUCAGUUGGAGUUGGAUCCUCAAUUCACGCAGGGAUUGCGACUCCUGUACUCCACCAACAAGGAUUCUGCAGAGCAGCUGCGAGCUCUAUUAGAUGAGGCGAUUAAACAGAAGUAUGGACCAUCCAAAAUGCUUUCCAAUGUGCUGCACAAAAAGUACAUGAUGGAAGAACCAGUGUUGAGCGAUCACAGUAGUAGUAGCAGUAAGAAGAGUAAGAGUUCCAGCUCAUCUAAGCACUCGAGUAAAUCAAGCAAGAACAGCUCCCCAGUUAAUUUACCAGCGCGUGACACUCCACCAGACAUUCUGCAAUCGGACGAUACGCUGGCGCUGGAAAUUCUAGAGGAUGAUCUUACGUGUGUCAUUUGCAAGGGAAUGGAUGUCGGGGCGAGAAAUAGGCUCGUGGAAUGUCAAGAAUGUCAUUCUUUGUAUCAUCAAGAGUGCCAUGUUCCACAUAUUUUAGACUCGCAGAUAGAUAACGUUCCGAAACAAGUAUGGUACUGCUCUAACUGUCCAAAGUCUCAGGUCUCGAAAGAAAGGAAUUCACCAAAGACUGUAACAGAAAGCAAAUCUAAAGAGCAGAAAAAAUCUAGCUCAAGUAGUGGAGCUAAGAUGACACCAAAUAUUCAUAUUAUUAGCGCAGAUAGAAGAUUGAAAGAUAUGAUGAAGAAAGCUAAGCAGGACAAACGUAAUACAAGUACUGCCACGAGUUCAAAGAGCUCUUCAUCCAGUUCCCCUGCAUUAUCCUCGGCCAAAUCUUCUCAGGAUAAAUCAGGAUUAUAUAUAAAAUAAAAUCAAGGAUAGAAUAAACUAACUUGUAAAAAAAAAAAUAGCAAACCAAUAAGAUCGUAUAUAAGUUGUAAUUUGUAGAAAUAAUAUGAAAUGAUUUGUAAUUAUUUUGUAAUUAAUUUUGUUAAUCUGAGUUAAUCUGAGUUAAUCCGAAAGGACUACAAUUUUUAUUAUUAUAUUUUUAUGAAGUACUAAAUAGUCCAUUGUUAAAGUAGUCGACAAGUAAAAUCUGGAUUUAUCAUCCUAUAUAUGUACGACAUUAAGAAUUUUGAUUCGAAAAAUAUUCUCACUCUAAUACACAGUGUAUGUACAAGAUCUGAAGACAUGGUAGUGUCUCGGCGCUAAGACAAGUGCAUGUGUUUAUAUGGAAACGUUUUAAAACGAAGAAGGAAGGUUUUAUUAUUAUUUUUUAUGAAUAUAUUUUCAUAAGAUCAGAGAAAGUAAAAGUCGCGUUCCUUUAUGAUAAAGACAAAACCUAAAUAGAUGAUAUCACACUAAUGUGUAUUUAUAUUGAAGUUUAAUCUCGAAUUACAUUCAAUCGAUAUUAAUACAAUUGGGCCUUUGUGUAUGUCUGAAUUUCUUACUGCCUAUAUAAAUACAAUUCCAUAUUAUACAAUUUAUUAAUAAAUGUACAAAUGUGCCAUGUAAAUUUGUUAUCUUUAAGCUUUCGCAUUAUUAUUACAAAAAUAUUAAGUAUGUAGAAAAUAAUGACAUAAUAUUACUAUCGCUAAUAAUUAUUACACACGUAACAUCAUUCGUAAUACAAGUCUGCG